AUGUUUCUCUCUUUAUAUUUUGUAAAUACUGUUAUACCAUUAUCAACUACAGAAUUGCUCAUAAUUAAUAAAGGUUUAAAAUUUAUACCACCUUGCCAAAGUCGAUUCUUUUCCAGGGAACCUAUGAAAACAAUUAUUGAUCAAGAAUACAACCGGUUAUAUGAUGAAAAUUGUAAGAAUCUUAGUGAUUAUACAUUUUCAACAAAGGAUACACGUGCUAUUGAAUAUUUCACUGAAAUAAAAAAUUUACUUGAACAAUUAUAUACGAAACCAUUGCCAACAAAACUUAAACGUCAUGCAGAACAUAUCUACAAGAUGAUAAAGUCAAUGCAGCGAAAAUUACAAAAAGCUAAUAUUGCCGUUGGUCAAACUGAUAAAAGUAAAUUAUUUUUUUUUAUUGAUGCACAAGAAUAUGAAGAAAAAGUUAAGAAUUACAUGAAUAAAACGAAUGCAUAUCAAGAAAUCACGAGUGGUAUUUGCCCACUAGCUGAUAAUUUACAUUUGGUAAUAUUAUUACUUGAUCAUUUACUUGAACGGAAGGAUAUUACCAAUGAACAAUAUAAAAAAAUGUAUCCUAACUUAAAAAAAUUAGAAUUGGCUCACAUUUAUUUCAAUCUUAAAGUUCAUAAGCCUGAUAUAUCAGUUCGGCCUAUUGUUGCUUCCAUCAAUGCACCAGCAAGACAAAUAUCAAGCUUUUUAGAUCAACUGCUUACUCCAAUUUAUAAUUAUGUGACAAAAGAUAUAACAUUUAUUAACAGUAUCGAUUUGAUUCGAAAAUUAAAAGAAUAUGAACAAAAAGGUUAUCUCACUUCAACAACGUUACUUGUUAUAUUUGAUGUGACCGAUUUAUAUACAAUGAUACCACGAGAUGGUGCUAUUGCUGCUUUAAGACGAUUUUGUCAAAAAUAUUCAGCAAAUGGAAAAAUAGGAAAUCUCAAAGUGGAAACAAUUAUUAAAUUAGCAUGUGUUGUUUUAGAUACCAAUACAUUUGCAUAUAAAGAUAAGUAUUAUCGACAAAUUAAAGGUGGUGCUAUGGGUUCACCAUUUACUAUGGCUUUAGCCAAUAUUUAUAUGUUAGAAUGGGAACAAAAAUUACUACAACAUCAAAAUAGACAUCAUGAAAUCUAUGGCCGAUAUAUUGAUGAUGUAUUUAUGACUACGAAUUUAACAAAAGAAGAAAUUUUAGAACAACUUAAUGAAACAAUAAAAACAGAUCCAAACAUUAAAAUUACUAUCACAAUAAAUCAAGCAUUAGAAUAUCUUGAUGCCACUGUUGAAAAUAAUAAUGGACAGUUAAAAACAACUAUUUAUCAUAAAACAGCUUGGGAACCUCAUAUUCUACCUUAUGAAUCUGAUCAUCCACGACAUAUGCAUGCUAAUAUAAUUUAUACAAUGUUAGUUCGAGCUGCACGUAUCUGUUCAACUGUAGAACAUUUUGAUAUGGAACGAUUAAGUGCAGAAAUGAUACUAUUAGUUAAUGGUUAUCCACCAAAAUUUAUACAACAACAUAUGAAAAAUUUUUUUAUUCAACAUAAUGCCAUGAAUGUAUGGUCUGAACUCGAUAAAGAAGCAUAUGAACAACUACAUAAUACAUUACUUUACAAACCAACAAGAAGAGAACUAAAAUCCAAUAUCCAAACAAGUGGUACCUUAAAUCCAGACAGGAAUAAUUAUGAACAUAAAGAUCAAAUUUAUCUACAUUAUACAUUUGAAAAUGGACCACUAUUAGAUUUUAAAAAAGAAUAUCGUCAAAUAUGGGAAAAAUACUAUGUUUAUCCCGGAUCACGUUUGAAAAAUACACGACUCAUUCUUGGUACAAUAUUAAAUCGAACAUUACAAAGUCUUUUGAUUCAUAAAAAGCCUAAACGAAAUAUGUUGAAGCAAAUGCAAGCAACUACAUAG
Rotaria sp. Silwood1 is the source of this 1902-nucleotide messenger RNA. The record is from the annotation of a GenBank genome assembly. NCBI's taxonomy places the organism in Eukaryota, Metazoa, Rotifera, Eurotatoria, Philodinida, Philodinidae.